CGUUAGCAGCAGCGCAGCGCGCAGCAGCAAGAUCCGCGAGGAGGUGACCAUGUCGGCGGCGACGGCGCAGGCGCAUCCGGCGAUGGACGCACGCGGGUGGGACGAGGCGGCGUACCGGCGGGGCAUACUGCGGGGGCGCGACCUCUCCUGCCGCACCCUCUUCCGCGCCGUCUUCUUCGACCACAGCGAUGAACCGGACCCCGACGUCCUCCUCGCCGCCGCCUCCAGCGACGGCUCCCUCGCCUCCUUCUCCCUCUCAUCCUGCAUCUCCUCCGCAACCGCAACCCCCUCCCAGCCGGACGCCGCCGCGCUGGUAGACCCCGUCUGCAUCGUGCAGGCGCACAGAGGCCCCGCUUACGACGUCAGGUUCUACCCCGAUCCGCAGCAGCCGCUGCUCUUCAGCUGCGGGGACGACGGCCGCAUCCGGGGCUGGAGGUGGCACGAGAUGCAGAGCUGCCUUGUGCCGCUCUCCCUGCAAGGGGAUCAUCUAGAACCAGCACUUGACUUGGUCAACCCUCAACACGAAGGUCCUUGGGGUGCUCGCUCUCCAAUACCUGAAAACAAUGCCAUUGCAAUUAACAAGCAGGAAGGAUCUAUUUUUGCAGCAGCGGGUGAUGCAUGUGCUUACUGCUGGGAUGUGGAGAGUGGUAAAUGUAAAAUGACAUUCAAGGGGCAUACUGACUAUUUGCACAGCAUUGCAGUUCGUGAGGCAAACCGCCAGGUGGUAACUGGAUCAGAGGAUGGGACUGCCCGUAUCUGGGAUUGCAGAGGUGGGAAGUGUACUCAGGUUAUACAUCCAGUAAAGAACAAGGCAUUUAAGAGCUCAUGGGUCAGUUGCGUUGCUAUUGAUGCAAGUGAAAGUUGGCUGGCUUGUGGCACAUCUAGUGGCGUAUCAGUUUGGAGUCUUCUUUCAAAUGAAUGCGUCUUUAAUUUGGAUUGUCAUGCUCCUGUUCAAGACUUGUUGUUUGACAAGAACCAAAUUUUAGCAGUUGGUGCUGAACCUGUGCUCUCUCGUUUCACAAUCAAUGGGACUGUUCUUUCGCAAAUAAAGUGUGCUCCCCAGUCGGCGUUCUCUGUCUCUAUCCAUUCAUCCGGGAUAGCAGCUGUAGCCGGAUAUGGAGGUCUGGUGGAUGUGAUCUCAGAACUUGGGAGCCAUUUGUGCACAUUUGGUAGCCGGGGCUUGGACAAGUAAACUAUCCAUGAGCAGCGACACUCUUCUAACAUCGCGUAGUGGCGGAGAAUGCAACUUCCAAGAUCACACUUAGCCUUGCUAUGCAGCGUGAUGACUGUACUUUUUUCGCUGCUGUUGUGCUAGGUUCUUUCCAUGUUGUACCUGACAAUGCUUUACUGAUCAAUAUGUUCCAAGACGUUAAGCAGUUGGGGAGUUCUACGAGUUCAAAUAAUGUUCAAAAAAGUCCGUUCAAAUUCU
Phragmites australis (common reed) is the source of this 1429-nucleotide messenger RNA. Its product is annotated as THO complex subunit 6-like. Bases 50 to 1192 code for a protein of 380 amino acids. The record is from RefSeq and is a predicted model, not a curated record. Gene Ontology annotation, biological process: mRNA export from nucleus. NCBI's taxonomy places the organism in Eukaryota, Viridiplantae, Streptophyta, Magnoliopsida, Poales, Poaceae. Gene Ontology annotation, cellular component: THO complex; transcription export complex. The transcript has 12 exons. Gene Ontology annotation, molecular function: protein binding.